Molecule: messenger RNA, 669 nt
Organism: Exophiala bonariae
Lineage: Eukaryota; Fungi; Ascomycota; Eurotiomycetes; Chaetothyriales; Herpotrichiellaceae
Exons: 1
Coding region: 1-669 (222 amino acids)
Source: RefSeq, a predicted model, not a curated record
AUGCCUCCAAUUCCCGCGACUGACCCCACCGUCUUUGUAUUCGGACUUGGUGGUCCUGAGGAGGAAGAGCUUUUAGAGGCGGUGUUCGGUUCGCUAUUGAAAAGGCUCGCUCACAAGGCAACCCUUAAAUACGCGACCAACACCGGUGAGGCGCUUGAUCUGCUCAAAGGCGACACGAUACUCAAGGGAAUCUUGAUAACCGAUGGCACGAUCACGGCGGAGAAGAACGACAUCGUCACGGAGCAGAUCAUCGAGUAUGUGCGGAAAGGCGGAGUCUCCGUUAUCUGUGGUCGCUUCUCAGGCUCUGUCAGCUUUGAUGGAAUAGACAGGUUCUUUGGUGAGAAAUGGAACUUGCCAUGGAGAUAUAGCACUUAUCAUAGAGCCAAGCUCUAUUUGAACACGGCUGCUGUAGGCCUCACCAACGGAGAUUUGCCUCGCUCAUAUUCCCAGAAAGCUGUUUAUCUUAAGGGAGUCCGCAAAAGUGCCUCAUGGUAUAACCCAGCGGAGGACGAGUCGAUCGAUUCUGAUGAUUCUGAUACUGCUGUUCCCGAGUUUGAGGCUGCUGUUGUUUUCAAGCAGGUGGGGAAUGGCUGGUUGGGAUAUGUUGGUGAUGUGAAUGGAGUGGAGGAAAGUGACGCUGUGGUCUUGGGCAUGUUGGGCUUGUCGUAG